CGAGGCCCUCCUGGAGCAGUGUUUGAAGGAGAACCAAGGCAAAAUAAAGGACUCUGUCCCUCUGCUGGAAAAGAACGAGAGCAGGAUGACUGAAGCCAAAAAUUACCUGAGCAGCGUCCUUACCCACGGCCGGCUGUCGCCACAGUACAUGUGUGAGGCCAUGCUGAUCCUGGGCAAGCUGCACUAUGUGGAGGGCUCCUACCGAGACGCCAUCAGCAUGUAUGCACGUGCUGGCAUCGAUGACCUGUCUGUGGAGAACAAGCCCCUGUAUCAGAUGCGGCUGCUGUCAGAGGCUCUGGUCAUCAAAGGUCUCUCCUUGGAGCGCCUGCCCAACUCCAUUGCCUCCCGCUGCCGCCUGACCGAGCGGGAAGAGGAAGUGGUCACCUGUUUCGAGAGGGCGUCCUGGGUGGCGCAGGUGUUCCUGCAGGAGCUGGAGAAGACCACAAACAACAGCACCUCGAGGCACCUGAAAGGCUCCCACCAGGCUGACUAUGAGCUCACCUACUUCCUGGAAGCCGCCCUCCAGAGCGCCUACGUGAAGAACCUGAAGAAGGGGAAUAUCGUGAAGGCCAUGAGGGAGCUCCGUGAGGUUCUACGGACCGUGGAGACCAAAGCCACGCAGAACUUCAAAGUGAUGGCCGCCACACACCUAGCAGGGGUCCUGUUGCACUCGCUGAGCGAGGAAUGCUACUGGAGCCCCCUGUCCCACCCCCUGCCCGAGUUCAUGAGCAAGGAGGACAGUGCCUUCGUCACGCAGGCCCUGCGCAAGCCUAACCUCUACGAAGGUGACAAUCUCUACUGCCCGAAGGAUAACAUCGAGGAGGCCCUCCUGCUGCUGCUCAUCAGCGAGUCCAUGGCGACUCGGGACGUGGUGCUGAGCCGCGCGCCGGAGCAGGAGGAAGACCGGAGGCUGAGCUUGCGGAACGCUGCGGCCAUCUACGACCUCCUGAGCAUCACGCUGGGCAGGCGGGGCCAGUACGUCAUGCUCUCCGAGUGCCUGGAGCGAGCCAUGAAGUUUGCGUUUGGAGAAUUUCACCUUUGGUACCAAGUGGCCCUCUCCAUGGUGGCGUGUGGGAAGUCAGCCCACGCGGUGUCGCUGCUCCGGGAAUGCACGAAGCUUCGGCCCUCAGACCCCACCGUGCCCCUGAUGGCUGCCAAGGUCUGCAUUGGGUCCCUGCACUGGCUGGAGGAGGCGGAACACUUUGCCAUGAUGGUGAUUGGCCUUGGUGAGGAGGCCCGGGAGUUCCUCCCCAAGGGCUACCUGGCCCUGGGUCUCACCUACAGCCUGCAGGCUACUGACGCCACCCUGAAGUCUAAGCAAGAUGAACUGCACCGGAAGGCGCUGCAGACCCUGGAGAGAGCCCAGAAACUGGCGCCUGACGACCCCCAGAUCGUCCUCUACCUCUCCCUGCAGCUGGCCCUCGUCCGACAGAUUUCCAGCGCCAUGGAGCAGCUACAGGGGUCCCUGGCAGUGUGCAAGGACGAUGCCAAUGCCCUCCACCUGCUGGCGCUGCUCUUCUCUGCCCAGAAGCACUAUCAGCAUGCCCUGGACGUCACCAACAUGGCCAUUGCCGAGUACCCUGAGAACUUCAAAGGCCUGGAGAAAGAUAGCAGCUUGGGUGAGGGGCUCACCAUGAAGAAACAAAGUGGCGUGCACCUGACCCUGCCUGACGCCCAUGACGCUGACUCAGGCUCUCGCCGGGCAUCGUCCAUCGCGGCCUCUCGGCUGGAGGAGGCCAUGUCAGAACUGACCAUGCCCACAUCGGUCCUGAAGCAGGGCCCCACGCAGCUGUGGACCACGCUGGAACAGAUCUGGCUCCAGGCCGCCGAGCUGUUCAUGGAGCAGAGACACCUGAAGGAGGCGGGCUUCUGCAUCCAGGAGGCAGCUGGCCUCUUCCCCACCUCUCACUCUGUGCUCUACAUGCGGGGCCGGCUGGCCGAGGGGAAGGGCAGCCUGGAGGAAGCCAGGCAGCUGUACCAGGAGGCACUCACGGUGAACCCGGACGGCGCCCGCAUCAUGCACAGCCUGGGUCUGAUGCUGAGCCAGCUGGGCCACAAGAGCCUGGCACAGAAGGUGCUACGGGAUGCCGUGGAGAGGCAGAGCACGUGCCAUGAGGCCUGGCAGGGCCUGGGCGAGGUGCUGCAGGCCCAGGGCCAGGCCGAGGCUGCCGCCGACUGCUUCCUCACCGCCCUGGAGCUAGAGGCCAGCAGCCCCGUGGUGCCCUUCUGCAUCAUCCCCAGGGAGCUCUGAGCCCCUGAAGCAGUGGGUGGGGGCAACAGCAUUCAGACAUGGGCCUCAAGUGCAGCAGGCAUGACCUCUCCUGCAAGCUGCGGCCAGUUCUCCCCUCUCCAGGCCCUCCCUGCCUGCACCUGUCCUCUGGAGUGGGGUGGACAGGAUUUACACCAAAGCACAUUCCUUGCUCCCUGGGACUUGAGCGCUAUGGAGUUUGUGGGCAAGGGUGAUGCGCCAAGGUCUGUGUGUCUUAGGUACCUGGCCCCAAGCCCCUCCCUUGGCAUCCCUGACACCUGGGUCUCCUGGCUUUGGAUAGAUUCUAGUCCAGAGCCACUGCCCCAGAAGAGAUGAGCCCCACGAACCACCCUUGGCCAACUCGAGCUUUCCCCCAUUCUUUCCCAGGGCCUUGGGAGGCAGACUGCUUGGACCCCCAGUGACUGCCUUGUGGCUGUUGUGUUGCUGAUGGGUUUACGGCUGCCCACCCCCAGCCCUGGGCGCUGGGGCCCCACUCUG
Octodon degus (degu) is the source of this 2746-nucleotide messenger RNA. It is a transcript of the gene Ttc7a, whose product is annotated as tetratricopeptide repeat domain 7A. The coding region runs from base 86 to 2251 and encodes 721 amino acids. The transcript has 18 exons. Gene Ontology annotation, biological process: phosphatidylinositol phosphate biosynthetic process; protein localization to plasma membrane. Gene Ontology annotation, molecular function: protein binding. Gene Ontology annotation, cellular component: plasma membrane. The record is from RefSeq and is a predicted model, not a curated record. NCBI's taxonomy places the organism in Eukaryota, Metazoa, Chordata, Mammalia, Rodentia, Octodontidae.